AUGGAUAAAUUCCUAGCCACGAAAUGCCCUGUAACUCGCAAUGGUUGUCACCUCGUCACGCGUUACAUACUUAGUCAGCCAAAUAUACUCAGAACCAAUGGAAUUACGGAAACCGUCUUUGAGCUCCGGGACCUAACCAUUCGUAUGGUUGAUGUUGGAGGACCAAGAUCAGCGCAUAAGAAGUGGGAUCCUAGCGCUAACCAAAUGGGAGAGGCUUUGGUGCUUUUUGACUCACUGGUAAAUGGGACGUGGUUCAAGGACAAGCCUAUCAUCCUGUUCCUUAACAAGAUUGGUCUCUUCCGGAAGAAGUUGUGUAGGAGUGAUUGUAGGCUAUGGGCUGGAGCCUCCAGCCCGACUAUUUGUCCGAGGUGGCUUCGAGGCGACCGGUCUAGGCCCUUCCCAUGA
This is a messenger RNA of Exophiala viscosa, 405 nucleotides long. RefSeq lists its product as uncharacterized. The coding region runs from base 1 to 405 and encodes 134 amino acids. Gene Ontology annotation, cellular component: heterotrimeric G-protein complex. Gene Ontology annotation, biological process: G protein-coupled receptor signaling pathway. Gene Ontology annotation, molecular function: G-protein beta/gamma-subunit complex binding; GTPase activity; guanyl nucleotide binding. The transcript has a single exon. The record is from RefSeq and is a predicted model, not a curated record. Lineage: Eukaryota; Fungi; Ascomycota; Eurotiomycetes; Chaetothyriales; Herpotrichiellaceae.